UUGCUUGAGGUGGUUUUUGACUUGUGCAGAAAAGAGCUAAUGCGAAUAAUGGGAGAUGGAAACGCAAUUGCCUAACAAAUUUUGACAUAGCGAACAUUAAACCCACGUGACUUCCACUGAUGGUGUUAGGUUUCCAAUACCACCGUCAUCCUCUCGAACAAUUUGAUGGACAAGCACCUAAUUCGCAUUUCUUUCUUUCUUUCUUUUUUUUUUUUCUUUUUUUUUUUGCGAACUUUGAAAAGAUCGCUUCAUGUCUGGAUGGAAACCCAAAUAUUGACGCUUGGUCAGGAACCCUCGGAAUCACUUUUUAACCCACAUUUUUUAACCACUCCAUUGCUUUCAGUUGUUUGCCUUAUACGUCAGAUCAAGACGCAUUUAAUUGUUUGCAUCUGUAAAAGUAGAAAUGAUUUUAUGAAUAUUGAUACCUUCAUAUGCUGGAACAACUAACUCUUUAUAUACCCACACCCAACAUGUCAUAAAGGCAAGCCAAGCGUCAAUAUGUGACUGUUGGGAGUGAGAACGUGUUGCACACACAUUUGCUUUUUUUUUUUUUUUUUUUGGUAAAACUGCAGACAGUGACAUUAGGUUUUAAUUUAAAUUAAAGUACUUAUUUAUAGUAGCUACUAGGAAAGGCCUACUGUAAAAAAAAAAAAAAAAAAAAAAAAAAAAAAAACAGUCCAUGGAUAAGAAUUAUGUAAUGAUGAUGAUGGGAAUAAAAAUAAGGUUGUCCCACACCGUGGAUGUCAUUAUUUUUUCGAUAAAACUGAUAAGUGUCACUCACUUAGGCCUAUCAGUUCUCACGAAAAGUCAGUUUGACAAGGAUGACCAGUCGUUGCUCUACCAGUUCACAUUUGUACACCCUCUUACACAAUCCUGACAAUCAGAUCUCGGUACACAGAGAGGCAAACAACGCUGGAUUCACAGAUGGACAGUUUUAUUUAAAGGCAAGAAACUGGUCUCAUGUUAGAGUGCAGAAGGGUGCCAGAGGAAUCACCUAAACCUCGAUCUAAACCAACCCAACAUCAGAGAAUAGAACCCCUUCAGCAUUCAAAAUGCGGUCUUGUAAACACAUGAAGAUCGUCUUCGUGGUUCUUUUGAGUGCUGUCAUCAGUUCUGUGACCAUACGUAAAGUUCCUUAUGAUCAGUUCAAACAUUUAAUGAACAAUAGCAUAGCGGAGCGGUUGUUUCAUGAAGAACCCUGUGCCUGUAUGGAGCGGUGUUUGGCUGCAAGUGACGACGAGUGGUUUACCGAACGCUUCAGACAAGAUGUCCCACCACUGCUCUCUCUCAAUAACAGCGUGCUUCCUGACAACAUCUAUACAUGGUGGCAGUCUCUACAGUCUAAGAGCAAAGCUAAUUAUUCUCAAGUGAUUCAGGAGCUGUUCUCUGUCAUUCCUGGAGAGGGACACUACAGAGACGCUGGUCCGUCUCGCUGCCGAACCUGUGCUGUGGUGGGGAACUCUGGGAACCUUGUAGGAUCAUUCUAUGGUCCUCUUAUAGACAGUCAUGAUUUUGUAAUGAGAAUGAAUAAGGGACCAGUUGAAGGUUAUGAGAGAGAUGUGGGAUCCAGGACGACCCACCGCAUCAUGUACCCAGAAAGUGCCACCCAUCUGGACAACACCACCCACCUGGUGCUGUUGCCCUUCAAAAUAUUGGAUAUCCAGUGGGUCACCAGUGCUCUAACUGACGGAACUGUUAAACGAACACGGUUUAAGGUUAUAGACAAGCUACAAGCCAACAAGGACAAAGUGAUGGUUAUUCACCCUGCCUUCAUGCAUUAUGUGCACACCAUGUGGCUGCACAUUAAGUCUCGAAGUUCUUAUCCAUCCACGGGUUUCCUUGUGCUGAUGUUCGCCCUGCACAUCUGUGAUGAGGUCAAUGUGUUUGGCUUUGGCGCAAACAGUAAAGGCACUUGGCACCACUAUUUCGAAAAAACUCCCAAGUUUUUCAAGCGCACUGGUAAACACAGUGGAGGGAUUGAGCACCAGACCAUCUUAGAACUUCAGGAAAGGCAGCUGAUCAGUGUAUACAGAGGGUGGUGAGAAGGAUGAGGAGAUUGAGUUGCAUGAUUAUUUAAUCAUAUAUACAUAUAUUGUAUACCGUUCAAAAAUGUUGGCUCAGUAAGAUUUUUUUUGUUAGUUUUUUUUUUUUUUUUUUUUUUAAAGAAAUUAAUACUUCUAAUAGGGUGCUCUGUAAUUAUCAAAAUUGACAGUAAAGACAUACAUUUUCUAUUUCCUUUUCUAUUCAUCAAAUAAUCCUGAAAAAAAAUACAGUUCCCACAAAAAUAUUAAGAAGCACAACUGUGUUCAGCAUUGAUAAUAAUAAGAAAGGCCUAUUAGAAUGAUUUCUGAAUGAUCAUGUGACACUGAAGACACUGAAUGCAGAAAUGUUAAACUCUGAAGCUGAGCUGUUAGACAACAUCUGUGCAAGACUUAAAGGGUUAGUUCACCAAAAAAUAAAAAUUCUGUCAUUAAUUACUCACCCUCGUGUCGUUCCACAUCUGUAAGACCUUCGUUCAUCUUCGGAACACAAAUGAAAAUAUUUUUGAUGAAGUCUGAGAGGUUUCUGUCCCUCCAUAGAGAUCCAUCGCAACUACCACCAGUAAGCUAAAAACUGGGUUAGGAGGGACAGAAACCUCUCGGAUUUCACCAAAAAGAUCUUAAUUUGUGUUCUGAAGAUGAACGAAGGUCUUAUACAGAUGUGGAACGACACAAUGAUGAGUAAUUUAAGGGUUAGUUCACGCAAAAAUGAAAAUUCUGUCAUUAAUUACUCACCCUCAUGUCGUUCCAAACCUCAACCUCAAAGGGGUCAUGAACUGCAUUGUUUUACUGUUUUAUAAUGUUUCCUGGGGUGCUCUUAUAAUGUUUGUCAUUUCGUCUGCUGAGUUCGUUGAGGUAAUGCUGGGUACACACCACAAGGUAAUCCGGCUGAUUGUGGGCCGAUUUCUCCCCUUUCGACAUUCCUAGGUAAUGUCCCUAUUAUCUUGAUGGUUCUACAGAUUGUCUUAUCAGAUUUUCCUGUUGUGUGAGGUGUGUUAUAAGUGACUGAAUCUGCUCGGAAGAACGUCGGAGGCGCCCCAAUCGUGAAUCAUAAAUAGUCAACAUGUUGAAAGCGAGCUGACAGAAGACAGAAGCAUAACAAACGCAGCACAAAUUUAAAUGGAUUUGGACAGCAGAGAUGGAGGAUCAGCUUGCCGAUUUGUGGCAAAAGCACGAGUGUUUAUACAACGUGUCCUGUAAAACAUACCAAAAUCAUUCCGAACACUAUCAACACAAUUUCUUCCUGCCUAUCGUCCGUUAUGUUUACUCUGAAGUUUCGAGAGAUUUUGAAAGAUUUUCCUUGUUCACAGUCAGGACUCUGGUUGAAAAUCUGUUCGUGUGUGUUGUGCUGUCUUUGUCACAUCACGGCACACCACACACUAUAGGAGCAAAACGGUUAAAUCUAGGAUUUUUUUUGUCCUCAUGUUUGUGAUCUCUCACAUUUUGAAAAUCUUAAAAGUUUUCAAAAAUCUUUUAGUGUGUACCCAGCAUAAUAUCUCCACGGGUGAAAACAUGAACACACUGGAUAGCCGCUUUAUGGUAUAAAAUGAAGUUGUGCUUCUGAUGAAAUGAGACACUGACACUGUUUUUCAUGUUAGAUACUGUAAAGCUGCUUGCUUUUAAGCAGUCUAUUAAAUAAAGUGCUAUAUAAAUAAA
Ctenopharyngodon idella (grass carp) is the source of this 3695-nucleotide messenger RNA. Its product is annotated as CMP-N-acetylneuraminate-beta-galactosamide-alpha-2,3-sialyltransferase 2. The transcript has 7 exons. The record is from RefSeq and is a predicted model, not a curated record. NCBI's taxonomy places the organism in Eukaryota, Metazoa, Chordata, Actinopteri, Cypriniformes, Xenocyprididae. The coding region runs from base 1053 to 2042 and encodes 329 amino acids. Gene Ontology annotation, molecular function: beta-galactoside (CMP) alpha-2,3-sialyltransferase activity.